CACAAUCUGAUACAGUAUGCUCUAACCCACUACAGCCUUCCUUUGCAAUUCAGGAAAUUAAUUUUUUCCUACUACGACAGUCUUUGCGCUUUCGUCGUACAACCACACACACCCACCUUUAAUUACAACAUUGGUGUUUUCCAGGGGUGCCCCUUGUCCCCGGUCCUUUUCAAUAUUUGUUUCCAGCUUCUGCUGGACUCACUUGCAGCCCCUGAAUUAAGUUGCCUCUCCUAUGAUUUUAAAUCUGCCCCUUUGCAAGUGUCCCAAACAGCUUUUGCUGAUGACUUAGGCCUCUAUAGCAAAUCUAGUGCAGGUUGUCAAAAACUCAUUGCGGUCACGGAGGACUUUCUCUCGUGGACCCAAUGUAUGCAGGCGGCGCCGCACAAAUGCAAAAGCAGUGCAGCAAAGCUUGUAGAUGGCCGGUACAAACCUUACGAUCCCUGCCUGACAAUGUCAGGGAGGAAGAUCGCUUUCAUUGACACUGCAGAGUUCAAGUUCCUGGGGCGAAGGCUGCAUGCUGAUUGCUCUGAGCAGACCCAGCGGGAAGACAUCCGUCAACUCACUGUAUCUCUCAUGCAAAAAGUAGAUGGCUCUUGGCUUCAAGACCACCACAAGCUAUGGCUUUACCACCAUCUUGUAGUGCCCAAGCUUUCUUGGUCUUUCCAGGUUCUUGAACUCACACAAGGUUUUGUACGUGAACUGCACUUUAUGUGUUUACCAUUUCUGAAGAAAUGGUCAGGCCUACCUCGAUGCGCAAACUCUGCCAUUCUUUUUAUUGGCAGUCGCAAACGCUUUGGCUUACGCCUCCACUACCUUCCUACGGUGUGGAAAAAGUGCCAGUCCAUCAAAUGGCACAUUCUUCGAUCGAGUGGGGACGCGCGCAUGAGGGCGCUGUACACUCUGCGUCGGAGUAAGGAUGCGAAGCUGACAAAGCGAUAUGCGGCGACAAUAGAGCUGGAGUGUGCAGAGGCAUCAGUAGGUUCAGGGACUCGCCGUCCACCGUCAUCUUCAAGUCAUCGUGCAGGGUUGGGUGCUCCUGCUCCGAAGCAGCAUUCCAAACCCCCGAGGAAGGAUCUCCUUCAAACAUUUGAGGAGAUCAACGCGCAGGAGCAGAUUUUGAGGCUGAAGACUCUUCAGGUGCAAGGCAAGUGGUUGGAGUGGACAUCGGUGAUGUGGCAGGACCUCUCGUGGAAAUCCCUUUUGUACGGUGGUACUGGUAAGGAUUUGAAAUUUCUUCUCGCAUCAACCCUCGACGUGCUACCUUCUCCGACGAACCUACGCCGUUGGGGAAACACCGUAGUGGAUCCGUACUGUAGUUUGUGCCGUACCUGGGCCUGUACUACGCGCCACGUGCUUGGCGCUUGUCGCGUAGCGCUGGACCAGGGACGUUACACCUGGAGGCACGACAACGUACUCGGGGUCAUCGUCAGGAACAUGCGUGAGGAGAUUCGAAUCCGCACUGCUGCAAACACCGUACAAACCGAAAAUUCAAAUGAGCUUGACUUCAUCUCGUUUUGCAAGGCGGGAGAGAAGCCAGUUCGCGUUCAGCCCAGACGAAAGUUGGUUACGACUGAUCUCCUGUCAGCGGCCUCAGACUGGAAACUUCUUGUCGACUCAGUUAGUGCAAAGAUUUCUUUCCCUAGCUGUGUUGCACUUACCACCCUAAGACCAGAUAUAGUUCUGUACUCUACGAGUCGUAGGAUUGUAUUCUGGAUGGAGUUGACAGUUUGUGCUGAGGACAGAUUCAGUGUCAGUAACUCGCGGAAGGACAGGCGGUAUGCGGAUCUGGCCGAUCAAUGCCGAGCAAACGGGUGGCAGGUCGUUUCUUUUUCGGUUGAGUAAGACGUCUCUGCGAAGCAGCUACAUCAUCUGGUUGCGGCGUCAACAAAAACACUGGUCGGAAGAUCCACUUUUCUGAGGUACUGUAUGUGGGGCUCCGUUUAUUGAGGUGCGUUGAAAUUUAUUCUCUUUAUCUUAUUAUUUCUUUUCUAUAAUUUCCCCAUAUGAGUUCCUAUCAGUUGCUGUGAACACCUUGAGUGGAGAGCGCUUGCUCGAGCGUUGAACCGGGUUCUUAAUCCACCAUACCCAGUUCGCAAGGCUGGGCGGGGUUGUGAGCAGGCUUUCAUUUCAUCUUUUCUUAUUAUUUCUUAUUAUUUCUGCUUUUCAUCUCAUUACAAAACUUCUGCGCUUUUUCUCCAUCUGCGCAUAAAAUCUAGACUGACAACCUGCUUGUUAAAUCAUGCACCUGCUUUCAGGCGUAAAAACCCUGUUGUAGAGGUCUCAGUCCUCAUUUGUUAGACUUACCUGUCUUUAUAAAUGUAACUUACUCUCUCUCUCUCUCUCUC
Messenger RNA from Sycon ciliatum, 2345 nucleotides. RefSeq lists its product as uncharacterized. The record is from RefSeq and is a predicted model, not a curated record. The transcript has 2 exons. The coding region runs from base 367 to 1842 and encodes 491 amino acids. Lineage: Eukaryota; Metazoa; Porifera; Calcarea; Leucosolenida; Sycettidae.